AUGGACACACCAAAAACAACAAUUCCCGACCCGCUUGUGGAAAGGGCAAUACCUGUCCUCAAAGCUUUAGAAGAAAUUGUUGAGCAUCGUAUCUUUAUUCUGAAUGCCAUUCCCCGCGUACUCAACAAAUGGCAGGAGGCAUAUCACGCCAGUCUUUAUGCAAGGAAGCCAAUGGAUCUAGAGAAGUUGCUUUAUGACAACACAACGACCCACUAUGAGGCAGCACGUUGGCGAAUCGAACAGCUAGCUAAGAAUUGUCAAAAGUGCAGUGUGAUCGAUUACACACCAUUGUUCACAUCUAAUGGCACAUUCAACUUUGUAGACGAUAGGACAAGGGUUGCAUACAUUGACGAUGCAAAACACUUCACACCUUAUGGCCUGUUCUAUCUGUAUCCACUUUACAAAAAUAUCUGUGAUAAGAUUGAUUGGUAA
Cylicocyclus nassatus is the source of this 432-nucleotide messenger RNA. The record is from the annotation of a GenBank genome assembly. NCBI's taxonomy places the organism in Eukaryota, Metazoa, Nematoda, Chromadorea, Rhabditida, Strongylidae.